AUUUAUAACCUAUAUAUGAUUUCCGCGGUUAAAAAUGUUCAUUUUGUAAUUGUUCAAAAUGUAUAAACCAAUUACCGUAAAUUUAACGGGACCAGUAGUCUCAUUCUUAUUCUAUGAAAAUUCGAAAGCACCAAACCUUCAGGAGGGGUUUUUGUUAGGAGAUAUCGUAAAAAAAAAAAUUUCGAAAAUUACAGACCAUGAACAGAUACAGGUGGAAACAAUUGAAACAAUACAAAUAAAUUCUGUGAUACCAUGCCCUCAGAUAAGUUAUUUUUAUGAUGCAGUCGGAAGAGUGAAUUGUCAGAAGCUCAAAGAUUUCUUAGGAUCUCAAUACGAUAAGGUUGUGUCAUGGUAUAUAUAUAAAACUGGAGAAGAUAUACAUUUUACAUUUAGAGAUAAACUAGUUCAUAAAAGCCUGUCGAAUAUCUUUAAUGUUUAUGCAUCAUGUUUUACAACAUGUCUACUAACAAAAGCCACUUCAGAAAAUUCUUCAACACAUUCAUUUGAAACGACAUUUUGGAAACAUAGUGGAAUGAAGUACACUCAGAUUCCAAUACACAUAAGUAAUCUAGGUGAGAAGAAUAAUGCAUAUAAAAGUGAAGGUCCAUCUUCUCAAACCUUCCAAAAUAUAAUUAAACAAAUAAAUGUUGGUGAAAUGAAGUCUAAUGCAAUAUUAAACAUCAAUAAAAUUCACAGUGCCUUGCUCACACAUGUCAACAAAGUAGCUAUUGAAUUGUCAGUGGCAGAGAAACGCUUAUUUGAUUUGGAAAAUGAGAUAGCACAAUUAAAGAAUGACAACAAAAACAAAGUUGGCAGUGAGAACAUGUGUAACAUUUUCAAAGAAAUUAUUGAAAAAGACAAAACUGAGAUAGAUGCAAGUCCAAGUAGGAGGGGCAGGCGAAGAGUAAGACUUCCAACUUCUCCAAAAGUAGAUCAAGCCACACCCUCUAAAAGGGGCAGAGGCAGAUCCAAGAAAGAUUAAUGAUGUGUUACGUUUUUAAAAUUUGUGUUCUGUUAAAUACUUGUAAGAAUAUUAUUUAUAAAAUAUUUUUUCACAACA
Aethina tumida (small hive beetle) is the source of this 1060-nucleotide messenger RNA. Its product is annotated as BRISC complex subunit FAM175B-like. The transcript is spliced from 2 exons. Bases 59 to 982 code for a protein of 307 amino acids. The record is from RefSeq and is a predicted model, not a curated record. Gene Ontology annotation, cellular component: nucleus. Gene Ontology annotation, molecular function: polyubiquitin modification-dependent protein binding; microtubule binding. Lineage: Eukaryota; Metazoa; Arthropoda; Insecta; Coleoptera; Nitidulidae. Gene Ontology annotation, biological process: protein K63-linked deubiquitination; mitotic spindle assembly; attachment of spindle microtubules to kinetochore.